ACUAUGCGGAGACAAUCUAAAAUUCCGUAGUUUAGAUUUACCCAAACAAAAAUGGCAGAUGUUAUAGACGUGGAAGAUGAAAAUAUUUUAACUGGUAUCUUUAAAGAUUCCUUUCCAGUUCAUUUAUAAGAAGCAGCAUGGGAGAGGCAACUGGUGAUUUAGAUUUACAGUCUGAUGAGUUUAAAGAAUUUUCAAAUUCUGAAGAUGUGAAGCCACUUCUAUCUACAGUAUUUUCAUCUUCUUCUGAUAUAAAAACAGAAUUAUCAUUUUUAACUUUCCGUGAUAUCAAACCAAACAUGACAUUUAUAAAUUUUCAGGAUGAUAAAACCGUUGUUACGCCAGAUUUUUCAUCUUCUACAGACACAAAGUCAGAAUGUACAACAUUUUCCUCUUUUGAUGAUGUAAAACACCAUAUGACAUUUCUAACUUCUCAAGAUAAAACAACAGGAUUUUUAAUUUUUAAAGAUAUGGAACCUGCUGUAUCAGCAGUAUGUACAAGAUCUGAAAUUAUAAAACCAGAAUUAGAAACUUUAUCAACUUGUGAAGAUAUAAAACCAGAAUUAGAAACUUUAUCAACCAACACAGAAUUAGAAAUUUUAUCAACUCCUGAAGAUAUAAAUCCAGAAUUAGAAAAUAUAUCAACUAGUGAAGAUCUAAAACGUGAAUUAGAAACUUUAUCAACUAGCGAAGAUAUAAUCCCAGAAUUAGAAACUUUAUCAACCAACAAAGAUUUAAAACCAGAUUUAUGGACAAAAUUUUUAGAUUCUGAGGACAAACAACAAAAUGGACUUGAAGAAAAGCUAAAACUCUCUGAAGAUGAAACAUAUCUGUCUGUUGAUCCUCAUGAUCAUCAUGAACAGUUUUUUCAAAGAUCUAACUUGAAUAAACAAGCUCAAGUAGGGGAGAGGCCACUUAAAUGUGAUGCUUGCAAAAAAACAUUUUCAGAUAGUUCUAGGUUAAGUAAACAUAAAAAAAUUCAUUCUGGAGAUAAGCCAUAUGAAUGUGAUGUUUGUCAUAAAAAGUUAUCUAAUAGUUCUGCUCUAAGCAACCACAAAAAAAUACAUUUACUAGUUAGACAUUAUGAAUGUGAUGUUUGUCACAAAAGGUUUUCAAGGAAUUCUCAUUUAGCGGAACACAAAAAAGUUCAUUCAGGAGAUAAGCCUCAUGAAUGUGAUGUUUGUCAUAAAAAGUUUUCUCAGAGUUCUAGUUUAAAUACACACAAAAGAGUUCAUUCAGGAGAUAAACCAUUUGAAUGUGAUGUUUGUCAUAAAAAGUUUUCUCAGAGUUCUAGUUUAUAUACACACAAACGUGUUCAUUCAGAAGAAAAACCAUUUGAAUGUGAUGUUUGUCAAAAAAAGUUUUCAUAUAGUUCUAGUUUAUGUACACACAAAAAAGUUCAUUCAGAAGAUAAACCAUUUGAAUGUGAUGUUUGUCAUAAAAAGUUUUCAUUUAGUUCUCAUUUAUAUACACACAAAAGAGUUCAUUCAGGAGAUAAACCAUUUGAAUGUGAUGUUUGUCAAAAAAAGUUUUCUCAGAGUUCUAGUUUAUAUGCACACAAAAAAGUUCAUUCAGAAGAUAAACCAUUUGAAUGUGAUGUUUGUCAUAAAAAGUUUUCAUCUAGUUCUUAUUUAAGGAAACAUAGAAAAGUUCAUUCAGAAGAUAAACCAUUUGAAUGUGAUGUUUGUCAUAAAAAGUUUUCUCAGAGUUCUAAUUUAUAUACACACAAAAGAGUUCAUUCAGGAGAUAAACCAUUUGAAUGUGAUGUUUGUCAAAAAAAGUUUUCUCAGAGUUCUAGUUUAUAUGCACACAAAAAAGUUCAUUCAGAAGAUAAACCAUUUGAAUGUGAUGUUUGUCAUAAAAAGUUUUCAUUUAGUUCUAAUUUAUAUACACACAAAAGAGUUCAUUCAGGAGAUAAACCAUUUGAAUGUGAUGUUUGUCAAAAAAAGUUUUCUCAGAGUUCUAGUUUAUAUGCACACAAAAAAGUUCAUUCAGAAGAUAAACCAUUUGAAUGUGAUGUUUGUCAUAAAAAGUUUUCAUCUAGUUCUUAUUUAAGGAAACAUAGAAAAGCUCAUACUGGAGAUAAACCACGUGAAUGUGGUGAUUGCCCGAAAUAUUUUUCUGAAAUAAAGACUCCCGACAUAUUGGCUGCCGAUAUAAGGGCUCAAGAUAAGGGCUCCUGACAUGUUGGCUCCCGGCAAUUGGGCUCCCAAAAUAUUGGCUUUGAUUAAAUGACUCUCGACAUAUUGGCUCCAGACCAAUGAAUUGCAUGACCACUAUUGGCAUAAAAGUAACAAUUUUAUCUUACCUCUAAUACCACUAUAAACUCUUUUAAAUGCCCGAAUGAACCAACAAAGCGAGCCCUUAACAGCUAAAUUUCACCAAUUCUAAAGUUUUGAUAAUGUUAAAUUUACAACAGAAAAGAUCUGUUGCUUAAAAGUGAGCACAGAAGUGUAAAUGUAUGAUAUACAUGAUGUUUACAUGAUAACAGCAUUUGGUUUUGAUAACCUACAAGCAUACUGGAGGUAGGAGGAAGGUACAGCGUGGAUCCUUCUCCCCACACACUGAGUUGGAACAGCCUAUAACCGACUCAAUUAUGGAUGUCAUAGAUAGAUGACCCUUAAAUUAAAACAUACUAUAUUUUAUAAUAGAUAAACUAAUAUAAAAAUAGGGCCUGCCGAACAAGAGAUGCAUACUUUGUAAUGUAUUACAUAAAAGUGUUGAAUAAGCUAACUCUAAAGAAUAUUGAUGAAGGGGUCCCACUGGCAGGUGUCAUAUUCAAUGAGACCGCUUUGCCGGGAGACUUAGUCUCUACAGAAAUGGUAUUGUCAGUGGUCCUUUUGUCUGGAGCCAAAUUGACAGGAGCCACAUGAAUGUGAUCCUUGUCACAAAAGGUUUUCAAGGAAUUAUGAUUUAACGAAACACAAUAAAGCAGUUCAUUCAGGAGAUAAAUCAUUUGAAUGUCAUGUUUGUCAAAAAAAGUUUUCUCAGAGUUCUAAUUUAUAUGCACACAAACAAGUUCAUUCAGAAGAUAAACCAUUUGAAUGUGAUGUUUGUCAUAAAAAGUUUUCAUAUAGUUCUAGUUUAAGGAAGCAUAAAAAAGUUCAUUCUGGAGAUAAGCCACAUGAAUGUGAUGAUUACCAUAAAUAUUUUUCUAAAAUUUUUGCUCUAAGCAGCCACUAGUAACACAUGAAUGUUAUCUUUGUCACAAAAUGUUUUCUGGCAAUUCUGAUUUAAGGAAACGCAAAAGAGUUUAUUCAGGAGAUAAACAAUUUGAAUGUGAUGUUUUACAGUUCUACUGUAAGCAAACAUAAAAUUGUUCAUUCUUGUGUUAAGCUAUAUAAAUGUGAUGUUUAUCAUAAAGAGUUUCCACACAGUUCUACUCUAAGCAAACACAAAAGAGUUCAAAAUAAUCAUUUAGUAGUUAAGCCUUAUGAAUGUGAUGUUUGUCGUAAAAAGAUUUCUCUGAGUUCUAAUUUAAAUAGAAACAGAUGAUUUCAUUUAGGAGAAAAUCCAUAUGAAUGUGAUGUUUGUCAUAAAUGGUUUUCUCAGAGUUCUUACUUAAAUAAACACAAAAGAGUUCAUUCAGGAGAUAUCCAAAUGAAUGUGAUGUUUGACACAAAAAGUUUUCAGACAGUUCUUCUCUAAGCAAACCAAAAAAUAUUCUUUUAUUAGUUAAGUGUUAUGGAUGCGAUGUUUGUCAUAAAAGGAUUUUAAACAGUGCUAAUUUAAAUAAACAUAGAAAAGCUCAUUCAGGUGUUGAGCCAUGUGAAAGUGAUGUUAUAGUAGGCACAAAGAAAUUCAUAUAUGAGAUUUUAUAUGAUAUUUGUCAUGAAAACUUUAACCAGAAUGGUGGUUAAUAAUAAUAAUUAUUAAAUAAUAAUAUGUUACAUUACUUAAAUUGUUGAAGCAUCAAUAGAAUAGAAUUUCUUAUCUUUAACUCAUUCACAAUCUGUAUAUGUUAAUAAUAGGAUAAUGUUUAACAUCUACUUCUAGGUCACUUAUAUAUAUUUAUGUAUAUUUGUAAAAAUUGCAAAAGGUUCAUUGCAUAAAUUUUAAUGUAAUUUACAGGUAACAGAAAACUGUUCUUAAUAAAUUAUAAUAGUAAAUUACCCAUUUUUCACCAUCUUUGCUGCUAAACAUUUAUAGUUGAUCUUUUUCUUUGGUCUCAUCAAGGUCAAGUGGGAUCAUUUACUAACACAACUAUCAGUUUCUAAUGCUUGAAACAAUAACACCACAUACAAGUUAAGCAUUAAAAAGCAAGAACAAUAAACCUGCAAAGGUUAUGUUUUGACAUUUUGGUAUCAUAUUUUUAGCAAAAUUGUUGUUUUGAUGUGUUUAAUUUUGUAUUCUUUAUUUUUAUAAACACUUUGAUGAAAAUGUUACUGUAGUAAACUGGUAUAAGAUUGUAACAUGAAAUUAAAAUUGCU
Messenger RNA from Physella acuta, 4427 nucleotides. Its product is annotated as zinc finger protein 883-like. NCBI's taxonomy places the organism in Eukaryota, Metazoa, Mollusca, Gastropoda, Physidae. Gene Ontology annotation, molecular function: RNA polymerase II cis-regulatory region sequence-specific DNA binding; DNA-binding transcription factor activity. The record is from RefSeq and is a predicted model, not a curated record. Gene Ontology annotation, biological process: regulation of transcription by RNA polymerase II.